Messenger RNA from Cantharellus anzutake, 903 nucleotides. RefSeq lists its product as uncharacterized. The transcript has 6 exons. The coding region runs from base 1 to 903 and encodes 300 amino acids. NCBI's taxonomy places the organism in Eukaryota, Fungi, Basidiomycota, Agaricomycetes, Cantharellales, Hydnaceae. The record is from RefSeq and is a predicted model, not a curated record.
AUGUUUGAUCAAAGUACCCAGAUGUGUCCCACCUCUCAGAGAGCUAAACGGUUGAGUGAGAGGGGAAAUUACACCAAUGGAAGCUGCAGGCGCUUGAGACAUGUUAUUUUGGCAUAUUUGGUUCUGUUUGAGAUGAGAACGAAUUCAACUUGGACCAAACACAAUCUGCCCAGAUGUGAAAAAGAACAGCUCGAGAAGGUGCUAGAAGGCAAGUCUCCCUCUAUUUUCACAUUCAAAUGCAUCGAUCUACGACCGUGUCCUCCAGGCCUCCAGAAGGAUGCUGACACGUUGUGUCAAAACCAUGUCCAAGAGCAAAUUCCAUGGCCACAGGGUCACACGGAUCGUCUUAAUUGUGGCUUCUGUCUGAUGGAGGAACUGAGCAUUAUGAAAGAAGAUAUGAACACUGUACGAGAAUCCAUUCAAUCUGCCCUAUGCACAAAUAUUGGGGGGCCAUACCUUAAAGGCACGAUAAGAUACAAUGCCAUUGACAUUGAAAUGCUCAAAAUAAUUCAAGAUGAAAUCCUUAUCAAGCAUGCCUGGAUCAAACAGAAUUAUGAAGAAAGCUGGCCUAUUCCAGCACUAAUCAAGACAGCAAUAGAGAAUUGUAAAACAGUUCUUCGACAAAAGGCCAAACAAAAAGGUGAAAAUGUUAAAUGGAUCCCAGGACUACAGCGCAUAGCUCAUCAUGUCUCCCAGAAUAAUACUGCCAUAGAUAAUGUCGCCAUCAAGAGUGACACUGAACUGGGCAACUGCGGAAAUGACCCCACCAAAUCAGACGAAGAAUCAGAUGACAGCUGCACUAAAUUUGAUGGGGGCCACACUGAAUCAGAUGAUGACCAAAUUGAAUCAGAUGAUUACCAUGCUAAGGGUGUGGGAAACCAAGGGAUUACUGGAAAAGUGUGA